CCUUCAGGGCUGGGAGUGAGGGAAGAGCCAAGGACCAGUCUCGCAAAUGAGACAGGAGAUUGAGCCAGACCUGAGAAGACUCAGGAAAACACGAAAGAUGUGUAUAGUCUAUACAAAGCAGACUUCAAUUGCUCAGGCCUAGAAUAGAGGGCCAAGGAGAAGACCCCAGGAAUCAGGUAGAAAAGUGGCCUUAAGAACAUUAGGACUAGGUUGGUUGGUUGGUGUGAUGGAGUUACGGUGUGAUGCUGUGGCAUUUGAAGGAUGGUAGGAUGGAGUAACCAAUAUAGCUGUGUAUGCCUGGAAGGCACCCAUGAGAAGGGCUAGAGAGUAAUCCUCUUGAUUUUCAUCCCUCUGGAAUAUGCAGCUUGGGGGCACCUUAAGGAAGAAUGUAGGGAGAGGUAGGCUGGGAUGUGGAUCCUUACCAGCCCUGUGUUCAGGCUGUGGUGUUCCUGCCAUCACACCUGUAUUGAGCUCCACCCAGAGGAUUGUCAAUGGGGAGAACGCAGUGCCUGGCUCCUGGCCCUGGCAGGUGUCUCUGCAGGAAAGCAAUGGCUACCACUUCUGUGGUGGUUCUCUCAUCAGCCCGAACUGGGUAGUCACUGCUACCCACUGCCAAGUCACUCCUGGACGACACUUUGUUGUUUUGGGAGAAUAUGACCGAUCUUCCAAUGCUGAGCCUGUGCAAGUGCUAUCCAUCUCGAAGGCCAUUUCACACCCUAAUUGGAACCCCACCAAUUUGAACAAUGACGUGACACUCCUGAAGCUCGCCUCACCAGCCCGGUACACAUCACGAAUCUCACCAGUCUGCCUGGCUUCCUCAAAUGAGGCACUACCUGCAGGCCUCACAUGUGUCACCACUGGCUGGGGCCGCACCAGUGGUGUGGGCAAUGUGACACCAGCACGUCUGCAGCAAGUAGUUCUACCCCUGGUCACUGUGAAUCAGUGUCGGCAGUAUUGGGGUUCAGAUAUUACUGAUUCCAUGAUCUGUGCAGGUGCCUCAGGUGCCUCUUCCUGUCAGGGUGACUCAGGAGGUCCUCUUGUCUGCCAGAAAGGAAACACAUGGGUGCUUACUGGUAUUGUUUCCUGGGGCACUAAGAACUGCAAUGUGCGAGCACCAGCAGUAUACGCUCGGGUUAGCAAGUUCAACACCUGGAUCAACCAGGUCAUGGCCAACAACUAAACUGUUCGAAAGAUCCUUUCCCCAUCUCAAUCCAAUAAAGACACCAGGCUCA
Molecule: messenger RNA, 1232 nt
Organism: Cricetulus griseus (Chinese hamster)
Lineage: Eukaryota; Metazoa; Chordata; Mammalia; Rodentia; Cricetidae
Source: RefSeq, a predicted model, not a curated record